CUUGCGACGGCCGCUGAGCCCCAGAAGCCUCCAUCCAUUCCACCUCGCUCCUCACCAUUCUCACUUUCCCUACAAGUCAUUGAACACAUUGCCCACACCAUGCUAUAGACCAAGCACACGACGCGACUAUGGAUCCCUCAUCUGUGUUGCAUAGCUAGCCCCGUUCUCUCCCCAUUCAAGAUCACUCUCAAGCAUAAUGCUCACCCAAAAGUUGGCUGCGUCGCCAGUCUUCCAUUCCUUGCUCGGCGCGAAUAGUUUCUUCCUCGCCAAUGCCGCAUGGCAGUCUCGACCUUCGUACCUGGCACACCAAACGCGAUCAUUCUCACUUGCGCAACGCCUGCGGGACCAGCAGAAUGCACAGCAAUCCAAGACUUCAGCAGAUGAGACGACUUCAAAUGACGGCGCUGGCGUGGGGAGGGCUGUGCGCCAGCAGAAGUCCGCUCAGCUGAGUGAGAAAAAGAGCAGCGUGAGCGAGGCGACCGGAGCAGACAGUACUGCAAAGGACAGUCCCAUGCAAAGCCUGCCUCCGGGCUGGGAAGAGAAUGCCGAUUACAACAUCAGCAAUUUCUCAGACUUGCCGCAUCGAUUCUUCGGCUACAAUCAACACAUCAAGAUCAAUGAGGACUUCAAGGAAUCGUUACGGCAAGUGCUAUGGCAAUUCCGGGCUCCUAUACGAUACGCAUUUGCGUACGGCUCUGGUGUUUUUGGACAGAAAGCCUCAGGCUCGAGCACAGGCAGCGAAUCCCUCAGUCCACAUCCCAACCCACCUAAGGCUGUCGAGGACUGGCAGAAAGGGGGUGCGAAGAUUAUCGAUUUUAUUUUUGGUGUGAGCCACACUCAGCACUGGCACAGCCUGAACUUGCAGCAAAACCCACAUCACUACUCUGGCCUAAAGCAUAUGCCGUAUAGCUCAGCGCUGGUGUCUUGGAUGCAAGAUGGAUGGGGAGCUGGGCUCUACUACAAUCCAUACAUUACCGUCAACGGCAUCAUGAUCAAGUAUGGCGUGAUUCAUCUUGAUACGCUGGCCAGGGACCUUACGGAUUGGAAUACACUCUAUCUUGCAGGGCGACUACAGAAGCCCGUGAAGAUUCUUCGCGACGACCCCAGAAUUCGGUUGUCAAAUCAGGUCAACCUCAUCUCAGCAUUACGAACAGCAUUGCUCAUGCUUCCGGAGACCUUCACUGAAAAGCAGCUGUACGAACGCAUCACGAGUUUGUCCUACCUUGGGGACCCGCGUAUGCAUUCAAUGAUCGCUUCGGAAGCGCCGAACAAGGUCUCGAACAUCGUAGGAGCUCAGCUUCCUGGAUUUCGACAGCUGUAUGUUCCAUUGAUUGAUAACCUCCCCAAUGUCAACUUCACAGAUUCUCGAACACCAAGGGAGUACGGCUGGGAGAAAGAAGACGCCAUCCGCCACACCGGUACCAUCACCGAGUUGAAGGAUGUUCUUGGUGGCGAAGAUGGUUUGACAUUGGCACAAGAUAUGGAUCCACAAAAACGUGGCAACAUGGUCCGCCGCCUGCCUGCAGAGUUCCGCAAAAAGCUCUACUACCAAUACAUGAAAAAAUUCCAGAUUCCUGGGAGUGCUUUCGGGGACAUCCUGAAAUCGCAACAGGAUGAAGAUCCUUCUGGAGUGAAGCGGCGCGAAGGUGGUGACUUCGAGAAGAGAAUAGCAGAGCAGCCAGAUCUCCCUGAAGUCAUGUCAACUUGUGUUCGCAAAACUGUAGCCUGGCCAGCGGCCAUGCAGUCAGUGAAAGGCGUAUUCACUUCUGGCUUGACGAGAAGCAUUAAAUACGUUGGCGAGAAGCGAUCAAAAGGAAAGGCAAAGAAGGCUGCUGCUCCAAAGCCAGAGGCGAAGGAGGCGGACAAUGAGAAAGAGGAUCAAAGCCCAGCUGCGAAAAAGAGAGAGGAGCUUCUGAAGGAAGAAGCGGAAGAUGGUGAGAAGACAGGAAAGAAAAGUGAACAGGACGCCAGGUGAUGUGUGCCUGAGCUGUGAAUGGACGGUAAUUCUAAGUUGCCCAAUUACGGAAAUGUAAAAACCGGCCUUCAACAAUCUACGUCCAAUGUGGCACACCACAAUUCUCCUUCGGUCAAAACUAAGAGAAUUUAAUGAAGAAUACAAGGGCCAGCUACACGCC
This is a messenger RNA of Cercospora beticola, 2135 nucleotides long. RefSeq names its product putative phosphatidate cytidylyltransferase (gene TAM41). Gene Ontology annotation, biological process: cardiolipin biosynthetic process; CDP-diacylglycerol biosynthetic process. Lineage: Eukaryota; Fungi; Ascomycota; Dothideomycetes; Mycosphaerellales; Mycosphaerellaceae. The record is from RefSeq and is a predicted model, not a curated record. Gene Ontology annotation, cellular component: mitochondrion. Gene Ontology annotation, molecular function: phosphatidate cytidylyltransferase activity.